Triplophysa dalaica is the source of this 2465-nucleotide messenger RNA. RefSeq names its product ring finger and WD repeat domain 3 (gene rfwd3). Gene Ontology annotation, biological process: double-strand break repair via homologous recombination; protein ubiquitination; interstrand cross-link repair. The transcript has 13 exons. Gene Ontology annotation, molecular function: protein binding; ubiquitin protein ligase activity. The record is from RefSeq and is a predicted model, not a curated record. The coding region runs from base 180 to 2180 and encodes 666 amino acids. Lineage: Eukaryota; Metazoa; Chordata; Actinopteri; Cypriniformes; Nemacheilidae. Gene Ontology annotation, cellular component: site of double-strand break; nucleus.
UGGCGGUUAUGUUCACAGCACUCAAGUACCGUUUAGCACAAGCAAACUCGUUUACUGAUAUUUGAUCUAGCGUGUCAUUAUUUCAUCGGAUGAAGAUCGUUUUCUUAAAGCUGGUUCGUUGAUGACUGCACAUACAUAUUUAGGCGCAAAACGGACCCCUCUUUGGAAUAAAUUCAAAGAUGGAGGAUAUGGAGGUGGACCUACAGACGGUGGUACAGGUGCAUUCCAGGGAGGGGGAUGUGAUUGUAGUGUCUGAAUCUGACAGCAGCACAGAGGAAGAAGAUCCUCCCAUACAGACCACAGGCACCUCUGAUCGCCUCGGGCUUUCAUACGUUGGGAAUGGCCAAAGAGCACUUGUUUCAAAUGCAGAGAUCUUUACUCGUAACGGCCUCGGUACCACUGAAGUUCUUCAGUCGCUCAUCCGUACAGUGGCGGAGAUGCGAAAUACCUUCGAUCAGAACCUGAGAAAUACAUCACAGCCAGAGCCACAGACAGAACCUGUGCAAAGUUCAAGCCACACAGCCACGACAUUGACCACAACAACAACAUCAGACGUCAGUGUUCCUGCACAAGUGUCUGAAGUAACAGAGUCUGUCGCUCAACCACAAGCACAGCCAGAACAACCAAAACAAGACAAUGAGCCGGUCUCUGAGUCCGUACAGCAGUCUGCACCCGCUGUGAAUCCUGCCGCUCAGGGUGGUGGAGAUGAGGAGGAGGGCGAGACCUGCUCCAUCUGUUUUGAACCCUGGACCACGGCAGGCAACCAUCGCUUGGCCGCUCUUCGCUGCGGUCACCUCUUUGGCCACGAGUGUAUCAAGCGGUGGCUGGUGGAAGGAAAUAAAUGUCCACAGUGUAAUAAAAAGGCCAAACGUGACCACAUCAUCUUUCUUUAUGCUCGGAGACUCAAAGCCCUCGACAAUACGGAAUCAGUGCAACUGAAAAAAUCUUUAGAAAAUGAACAGAGGUUACGCAGAUUGGGAGAAGUGGAGGCCGCUCACUGUCGUCUGCAGUUGCAGACCGUGAGAGAUGAAAACACAAGACUACGGAAAGAUAUCGAGGAGUUGAGAAGGUUGAGAGCUCAGGUGGCCUUCAGUUCCUCACAGGGAGCGGCUCUGUCUUUAUCCCAGCGUCAGGAAUCGUCCAGCGGUGGACAUUAUGUUUUCUCUAAGGCAGUGCUUGUAUCUCAAGCAGGGGGCUGUCGGGUUUUAUCCCACUGCGAGCGUCUCGGGUGUCUUUUGGCGUCCCAGCCAUCACCACAAGCAGCAUUCAUACCAGGCUAUGGGGUGAAGAAGAUCAGCACUGUCAAUCUCAAACCCAGUCAGUACAUCCCCAUUCACUCCAAACAGAUCCGAGGUCUCGCCUUCAGCCAACAGCAUGACAGCUUACUGCUGUCCGCCGCCCUGGACAACACCAUCAAACUCACUAGCUUAAUGGCCAACACUGUGGUCCAAACGUACAACACUGGCAAACCCGUGUGGAGCUGCUGCUGGUGCCAUGACAACAACAACUACAUUUAUGCUGGUCUAAGCAAUGGCUCCGUGCUGGUAUAUGACACACGGGACACCAGCACUUUCGUCCAGGAGUUAGCUCCUUUGCGAUCCAGUUGUCCGGUGGUGUCUCUGUCCUACAUCCCCGGUGCCGCCUCCAGUUCAUUUCCAUGUGGCGGUCUCAUCGCCGGGACGCUGGAGGGUGGCUGCUUCUGGGAGCACAAGGAGGGACAUGUGUACAUGCCUCACAUUCUUCCUCUGGAAUCCGGUAACUGCACAGAUAUACAGGUGGAGCCGGACAGCAGACACUGUCUCAUCACAUACAGGCCUGGGCGAUCAAACCCAGCCUUGCGUUGUGUUUUGAUGGAACUCAAUCGAAGCCCCGAGUCAGACAACGGCCAGCCGCCUGUCUGCUCUUGUUCCCCAGUCCAGACCUUCACAGCCGGCUCCUCGUGCAAGUUACUCACCAAGAACGCUGUCUUUAAGAGUCCAGCUGGAGAGGGAUCCACAUUAGUGUGUGCUGGAGAUGAGAGCACAAACUCCACCAUGGUAUGGAAUGCCGGAACAGGUGCCUUACUUCAGAAAUUCCCUGCAGAUCUUCCUGUACUGGACAUCUGUCCGUUUGAGGUGAACCAGAGCAGUUAUCUGGCAUCUUUGACUGAGAAGAUGUUAAAGAUUUAUAAGUGGGAGUGACAUUGGGUGUGCCGGUCUACAGUAUUGAUGCAUUAUGACAGCUGCUACAUUUGCAAUAAACUCUAUCCAGAUUUUCUAUCAUGUUCUUUUUAUACUGUGUUGCUUCUCUGGCCCUGCAAUGAGACGACAGAUUAGAAAGGUCUUUUAUUUUGGUUACAUUUUCAGUCACUUGUGUUUUAAAUGUGAACAAUCAGUGUUCAAAUUUUUUUAUUGUAUAUAUGUAAGUGUUUUUAUUUAUUGUUUUAAGCUUUAAUAAAACAAUAAAUACCUUUGUUUUGAGAAACA